Messenger RNA from Diprion similis, 1479 nucleotides. RefSeq names its product arginase, hepatic (gene arg). Gene Ontology annotation, molecular function: arginase activity; manganese ion binding. The record is from RefSeq and is a predicted model, not a curated record. NCBI's taxonomy places the organism in Eukaryota, Metazoa, Arthropoda, Insecta, Hymenoptera, Diprionidae. Gene Ontology annotation, cellular component: cytosol; cytoplasm; nucleus. The transcript is spliced from 7 exons. Bases 250 to 1194 code for a protein of 314 amino acids.
GUACCAACCAAGAAUCUUCAUACAGCAAGAUGUUUUCGCACGCUAAACAUAUUACAAGACAAGUUGUAAAACGAUAUUAUGGAAAACUGAGUUCUGGAAAAGUCGGCAUAGUGGGUGUACCUUUUGAGGCAGGGCAAGUGCGUUUCAAAAACAGUUUCUUUAACUAAAUUAUGUUUUAUAUUAGUCACACAGUUACAACAAUGCUAUUUAUUCCAAGUUUACUUACUAUGUCGCCGUCUUUAACCAUUUAUGGAGUAUUUGAUAGUAGAAAUAUCAUCAGAAAAAGUUGGAGUUGCAAAAGGCCCACAUGUGAUCAGAGCUGCAGGGCUGGUUAAGGAAUUAGAAACUUUGGGAAUUGACAUCAAAGAUUAUGGUGACCUAUCUUAUGAAGUUGAGGAUGUGGCAGUAAAUAACAUGACACACUUAGGUCAUUUCGCGGGCUGUACUAAGUGCCUAUCAGAAAAGGUGGAAGAGAUUUUAAAUGAUGGCAGACAAGUAUUAACUCUUGGUGGUGACCAUAGUCUUGGCGUAGGGAGUAUAGAUGCUCAUGUUAAAGUCAAGAAAAACGUGGCGGUAUUGUGGAUAGAUGCACACGCAGAUCUCAAUACAAAUGCAACUAGUGAAAGUGGCAAUGUGCAUGGUAUGCCAGUAGCACUGCUGACUAAAGAGUUAUCCGAUUAUUGGCCAUAUUUACCUGGUAUGGAUUGGCAAAAACCUGUAUUAUCCAUAAAAAAUGUCGGAUAUAUUGGUUUGAGGUCUGUGGAUCGCUACGAAAGACUGGUAAUCGAAAAAUUUGGGAUCAAUGCCUAUGGAAUCAGAGAUGUUGAACAAUACGGUAUACAUGAUGUUGUACACAUGGCAUUGUCCAAAGUAGAUCCAGAAAAUAACAAAUCGAUACAUGUCAGCUUUGACAUCGACUCACUCGAUCCUUUGGAAGCUCCAAGCACUGGAACCCCAGUCCGCGGAGGUCUUACUUUGAGAGAAGGGAUUCACUUGAUGGAGGAAAUCUAUAAUACGGGUCGACUAAACGCUGUAGAUUUAGUGGAAGUCAAUCCACACAUCGGUACCGAACGUGAUGUUACAAAAACAGUCGAAGCUGCAAUCCAAAUUAUUCAAGCAGCCUUUGGAUAUAACAGGCGUGGACUCAAAGUUCCUGCAGGAAUUGAUGAUAUACCAUUGCAAACGUUCAAGUAAUUAAUCAGGAUGUUGUCCAUAACUAUGCUAUCAAUAAUACCUACUUUUUCCAUUAACUGUCAGAUUAACAGGUGAAAAAAGUAAUACUCGCAUUAUCAUAAAUUCUUCAAGGGUAUUGUAAAUAACUGAUUGGUAGCACACCUGAACAUCGAGCAUUUCAAUAUUGUGUGUAAUGACAGCCUUUUGUCAAUUCAAGAUCAACUGUUAAAAGAUAUUUACAUUAUCCAACUGGUAUGUACUAAUUAAUGUCUCAUCACCAUUUAGCCCACACCUUCUGAAGUUCUU